Molecule: messenger RNA, 522 nt
Organism: Insectozyma verbasci
Lineage: Eukaryota; Fungi; Ascomycota; Pichiomycetes; Serinales; Debaryomycetaceae
Source: the annotation of a GenBank genome assembly
AUGGAUUAUUCAACACAGACAGUAGCUCAAUUAAAAGAUAUAUUAAAAUCAAAAGGAUUAUCUACAGAAGGAAAAAAAGCUGAUUUAGUAGCAAGAUUAAAUGAGCAAGAACAACCAGUACAAGAAGAAAUAAAAGAGGAUCCAAAAACUGAGGAACCAGAAAACGAACAAUCUAAACCAGAACAAGAAUCAACAUUAACUGUAAUUCAACCACAACCAAAAGAAGAAACUAAAGAAGAGCCAAAGGAGGAGCCAAAGAAAUUAACACCAGAAGAAAGAAAAACUUUGGCUAUUGAAUUAUUAAAUAAAAAAAUUCAAAGAGCUGAAAAAUUUAAUGAUGAAGAAGCUGUAAACCAAGCUAAAAAAGAUUUAAUUAGAGUUGAAAAAUUUGGUGUUGAAUUAGGUACUUCAUUGGCUAGAGAAUUAGGUUUAGUUAAUAAUCAGUUGAAAGAUGGUUUUAGAAAUAAUAAAGGGAAAUUUAAACCAACAUAUCACAAGAAAUUUCAUAAAAAAAGGUACUAA